This is a messenger RNA of Patella vulgata (common limpet), 3590 nucleotides long. Its product is annotated as splicing factor, suppressor of white-apricot homolog. Bases 31 to 3471 code for a protein of 1146 amino acids. Gene Ontology annotation, biological process: mRNA 5'-splice site recognition; RNA processing. Gene Ontology annotation, molecular function: RNA binding. The record is from RefSeq and is a predicted model, not a curated record. NCBI's taxonomy places the organism in Eukaryota, Metazoa, Mollusca, Gastropoda, Patellidae. The transcript has 17 exons.
UUGCGAAAUGGCUCAAGAACGAAGAAGAAAAUGGCUGCCCAGUUAUGGCUAGACGAUGAAAAUUCAUCCCACUCCCAAUCGAGUAAAGAUGAUGUUCAAGACCUUUUUGUGUUUGGUUAUGCCUGUAAAGUUUUUAGGAAUGAUGAAAAGGCUUUGUACGUGGACAAAGGAAAACACCUUAUUCCAUGGAUGGGAGAUGAAAGACUCAUGAUUGACAGGUAUGAUGGGCGUGGUCAUUUAUAUGAUCUAAAGAGCGUGGAUGCUGAUAAUGUAGCAAAGAAGGAUUUAACAGAUGAAGAAGAACAGAUAGAGAAAUUAUGUGACGAAGAAAGAUAUUUAGAAUUAAAUACAGAUAUAGCUGAGAAAACUGUUUAUGAAGAAGAAGAAUGGAAAAGAUAUUAUGAAGCCUUACAGACUGGUUAUAAUGCUGUAGGUUUUAGUUAUGAACAGCCUAGACAUGAAGAUGACAUUUAUCAUCAAGAUGUCCAUCAGCCAGAAGAAGAAAAACCCUUUAUCCCCCCUCCCGGAUUAUGUGUUCCUAUUCAUCUAGAAUUACCAGCGACCGUGAAGAUAAAUGCUGUUAUUGAAAAGACGGCUAAGUUUAUAGCAGAACAUGGUGCCCAGAUGGAAAUCGUACUUAAAGCUAAACAAGCUGGAAAUAGUCAGUUUGAUUUUCUAGAUUAUAAUGGACCACUUAAUGGUUACUAUAAAUUUAUGGUCAGUAUCAUCAAGAGUGGAAAAUAUGUACCCAAAUCAGAUGCUGCAGAAAUACAGAGACAAGAAAGUCAUGAAGGGUAUGAUCAUCAUGAACAUGGUUAUUUACAUAAAUCAUUAGAUACAACUAAAGUGGAACCUGUUAAAUCAGUAAAGAUACCUGUAGUUUCUAUACAUGAUACACCAUAUGGUCAACUUAUUAAAUCCAUUAAAAAACAUCAUAGAGAUGAAGCAGAAUCCACUAAUAGUUCACUUCAACCACCACCUCUACCACCAUACACACAGCAACCAUAUCAUGAUAGAGAAGAUAGUGGACAUGAUGAUGUACAAACAUAUGGAAAUGAUGGUAAUAGACAAUCCCCUGCACCACCGGGUACUGAACCUGUAGAUUUACCACGACAGCAUGUAUAUUUAGAUAAUAUGUCUCAACUUAAAAGUGAAGAAGUUAAUCCUAUUAUUCCCCCACCACCUGAUAUACAACCUAUUAUAGAUAGAAUGGCCAUGUAUGUUGCUAAAAAUGGUAGUGAAUUCGAAAUGGUUGUGAAGAGUAAAAAUGAUGCCCGCUUUCAAUUCUUGAAUGAUUGGCAUGUUCAUUUUCCUUAUUAUGACUUCAGAAAGAAUCUUCAUCAAAAGGAGAUUUUAAAAGAAAAGAAACAAAAGGAAGAAGCUACGGCAGCGUUAUUGAGUAAAGGUGUUAGUUUUUCUAUUAAAACAAGAACCAAAGAACCUGAGUCAGUGGCACCAUUGAAGAAACCGUUAUUUGAUUACGGUAGUAGUGAUGAUAAUGAUGACGAAUCUGAUAGUCAGAAAGAAACAUCUGUAGCAUCAUCACCUAGAACUGAUAGAACAGAUAAUAGUAAUAAUAAUAAACAAGAGGUUAAUACAGACUCUAAUACAGGUUAUAUGUCUUCUGAUCCACUAGAUGAAGUUGAUGACAAAAAAAUAGCUGAGGAUCGACUGAUGAACAGAUUAGCAUCUGCUGCUAGAGAAAAGUUAGCACAGACGAGUAAAGAGAAACAAAUACAAGCAGAAAGAAAGAGAAAGGCAGCCAUGUUUAUUUCACUACUUAAAGGAAAGAAUGGUUCUGGACCUGAUGAGAAUGAGAAGAAAACACCAGUUGUAUUUGAUUAUGGCCACAAAUCAUUAGGUUCUAAAUCUCAAUCACCUAUCAGUGAUAACAGAGGUGUUUCACCUCCAAAGUCUUUUAGUAAAAUUAGAAGAUCCAGAUCACGAUCUCCAGUCAGAAAGAAUUCUUAUUAUUCUAGUAGUAGUUCUCGGAAGUCGAGAUCCCCGUAUGUGAGUCGCCAAAGAACGCCUAGAACGUCUCCAAAAAGAAGAAGCCGAACUCCUAGAAUUUCUCCUAAGCGAUCAAGGUCACCAAAACAUAAAUCUCCUAGAAUUAGUCCCAGAAGAAGUAAAUCGCCUAGUAAAUCUAGAUCAGAACACAGAUCUUCUAGAAGUAAAUCUAGAUCGGAUGACAGAUCUUCUAGAUCGAGAUACACAUCCAGAAGACAUUCUAGAUCCAAAGAAAAAAGUGUGAGUGAAAAAUCUAAAAUUGAAAUUCCCCCCAGUGAAACAAUCGAGUCCCUUAAACUUAUGAUAAAACAGGAAAAAUUGGACCCAAUCUUUGAUAAAGCUAGUAAUACCAAUAUCAGCCUUAUUGACAAUUCUAUAUUAAAUACUGAUCAUCCUAGUGAUAAUAGUGAGCACAUUUCUAACAUUGUGAUGGGACAAACUGAAAAAUCAACGGACAGUGAAAACAGUAAGUUAGAGUCAAAUGAUGUGUUAAGCGAUGUUGAAGAAAAAAAUAAAAAAAUAAGUGAAACAGACAAUGACCCUCAAACUACUGAUAAUAUCCCUCCACCUAUAGAUAAACCAGAACCACCUCCUGAAGAAUCAGAUGAUGAUAUUGCCAUCAUAGAACCCCCACCAAAAAUACUACCAGAGCCCGAACUUGUGGUUGAUCUGACAGUAGUUAUUGACAGUGAUUCUGAUAAUGAAAAAAAGUCUUCAAAGAAAUCUAAAAACGCUAAAAAAAGAAAAAGUCGUUCAAGAUCCCCUGUUGCUAAGAAAAAGUAUAGAAGGUCAAGGUCACCUACUUAUAGUAGACCAAGACGAAGAUCCCCAUCCCCCCUACCUCCACGAAGGCGAAGAUCACGAUCCAAAACACCAAAACGAAGGAGCCGGUCAAGGUCCAUUGCUAAGAAAAGUCGUCACGCAACAUAUAAGACAUCAAAAAAACAUCGAUCUAGAUCAAGAUCCCCUACAAAACAUAGAAAACAAAGGUCACCAUCUCCUAAAAGAAAGUCUCGCUCAAGGUCUCCGAUCAAGAAAACAUCAAGAUAUAAGUCAAAGUCUCGGUCACCUAGAAGUAAAAGGUCAAGAACUCCUAAAGUCAAAAAGAGUAAAAAGAAUAAAUCACCAUCAAGGUCACCUAAAUUACAUAAAAAGAAGAAAAAUAAAGACAAGGAUAGGGAACGAGAAGAAGGAGGCAAAAGUAAAGAAAAGACAUCAGCAUUUAAAAGUUUAGCAGAAGUAGUUGAAAGUCAUAGUAAAAAAGAUAAAUUAGAAGAGAGACUUGAGACUAAAGAAGAAACAGAUAAUACAAAGUAUUCUAUUGAGUCGAAUGAAACAUCACAAGAUGUACCUUAUGAAUUAACAUCUUCUCCAGCACCACCUACUAAUUUAUUAAACAAAGUUCGUGCCAUGUUAAAGGCAUCAAGGGAUGCGAUGAAAGACGAUGAAGAUGUGAGAUAACAUUGUAUAGUAAUUAAAGACUUUAUCUAUGUCAAGGAUUGUAUAUGUUGAGUGAGGAGUGUGUUUAUAAAUUGUACAUUGUAAAUAAAAAUAUCUUAUUAAAUUGUCUUCUAAUAUCA